AUGCUGAAUGUCUACUCAGUUCGACUGUUCGAAGAUAGAUUGCUGACUCCGUGGCGCAGUUGCCAAGAGCGGUCGGAGGCGCUCAGCGGCCGACUAUCAAAGUCGGCUUCGGAGCUCUCGUGCUCGUCGCCAGCAGCCGCCGCCCCGCCGCCCCGCGCCCGCUCCGCCCACCACCACACGCCGCUGUCAGUGGUACACAGGACGCACCACUUCUUCACCAACUUAAAGAGCCGUUGGCAGCGGAGUCGCAGCCGAGAGCGGUGUCCAGCGGGCACGGUCUUCUCGCUGGCUCCAGGGCCGGACAGCAGUGGAACGGAGUACGCGGCAGACCAGAGUUCCGAGCAUAGCACGCCCGCCAAUUCGCCCAGGCACCGCCUCAAGAAAGGUAACCCAAGAACUACAGUAGAAACACUGUUCUACUGUAGAAGCAUGGUUAUACAG
Molecule: messenger RNA, 441 nt
Organism: Iphiclides podalirius (scarce swallowtail)
Lineage: Eukaryota; Metazoa; Arthropoda; Insecta; Lepidoptera; Papilionidae
Source: the annotation of a GenBank genome assembly